Melitaea cinxia (Glanville fritillary) is the source of this 2375-nucleotide messenger RNA. It is a transcript of the gene Cep89, whose product is annotated as centrosomal protein of 89 kDa. The record is from RefSeq and is a predicted model, not a curated record. Bases 65 to 2230 code for a protein of 721 amino acids. Lineage: Eukaryota; Metazoa; Arthropoda; Insecta; Lepidoptera; Nymphalidae. Gene Ontology annotation, cellular component: ciliary transition fiber; centriole. The transcript has 14 exons. Gene Ontology annotation, biological process: chemical synaptic transmission; mitochondrion organization; cilium assembly.
UUUACCUGUCUGACACAUAAUGAAAAAUGUUAUCAAAAAUUAUUAUCAACUAUCAUAGUUGACGAUGGAUGAUCGUUUAGCGAAGACUCCUUUUAUUCCAACAUAUAGUUGUAUUUACAAGAAAUGCCAACCCCAGGAAACUGUUCAAAAGUUAACAUUUACGGGCAAUUUUACUCCUGGCCAUCGGCAUUUUGACAUAAGCUCUUCAGAGAGACGUAGUAUGCGUCAACAAAUACUGAAUUCUGUGUUAAAGAAAACUGAGUCUUUAAUCAUGGACCACAGAAGCAGUGAUUAUAAUAAUCCUACAUAUGAGGAUCCAAAAGACAUUGUUCAAAAACCGGUAAAGCCUCCCAGAAAGAGAAAUGUUCAAGGCAUAGCGGUAACAUCACCUCGGAGUAAAGAUGGGAAAUCCUUACGGAAAGAGCAAAAGAGAAAACUUACAAAGAAAUAUGAAAGUCUUGUGACGGCAUUAAUGGAUAAAUGUGAGGAGAAUUUUGGUGUGAUUACAGAAAAAGAAUCACAAAUUAACAAACUAAAAGACAAACUGAAAACGGUGUUGGAGUACAAUAAAUUAUUUGCCAAUGAGAAUGAUAAACUUAAAAAUGAGUACACAACAUUAGCGAGUUAUGUAGAUGAGUGUAAGAGAGUUAUAAGAGAGGAGAGAGAGAGGAACGGAGAGUUGGAGACGAGGAUUAAGAAGUAUGAGGAGAAAGUGAAACAUUAUGAUGUUCCAGAGAAAGAUUCCUGUUUGUCGACGGCUAUACCACUAGUAGAGGUGUGUAUGAGUUGCAGUAGUCGACAGAUCGUACUGAACCAGGCGCGCGAACAGAACACCAGACUACAGAAAGAUAUGCAAGCCUUAAAGGAUGUUUUGUACCGAUUAAAUGUCCAACUGUCGAGAUAUCAAGAACGAUUAAGAAAUAUUAACCCGCUAAGCGCAGAAGGUAGUGUGUUUAAACCGAGUGAUAAAUAUGAUGGGUUUGAUUCCUUGAUUACAGCAAGCAUGGGCCAAAAACAUGAUACAAAUGACGACGGUCACUCGAAGAAUGUUCCAGAAGUCGGUACGACACCAUCUGAAAGAGUAGUGGAUUUAUCUGGACUAUUGAGUGCGCAGGCGCUGGCACCACUUUUUGAUGCGUAUCAAGAAAAUCUACAAGAGAAGGACAAUCUCAUUCUCGACUAUGAGAAACAGUUUGAAAAUAUGAACAAGAAAUCAAAACAAAUAGUUGAAGAAAAUAAAUCUCUAGUCGAUAAAGUUAGUACAUUGGAUGAAGAGAUAGUGCGAGUGAGACAGAGCUAUAAAAAGCUUAAAGUCGAGAAAGAGACGUGCGAUGUGGAGAGAGCUACGUUGUUAGAAAGAGCGGAGAGAGCGGAGUCGAAGUUGAAGGAAGUUUAUGAGUUGUAUGAAGGGAAAAUGGCAGCCAUGUUUCGAGACUAUGAAACGGUACACAGAGAAUACUUCACAGUGAAGACGGCUCUAGAAGCUUCUGCAGGAAAAAUGGCGCAACUAGACGCUAUGCGAGCCAAGACCGUACCCGCCGACUUACACGAGAGACGAUUGGACGAUUGUAAGAGGUUACUCGAAGAAUUGAAACAUCAAUAUUCUAUGGAGUCGGAACGUAAAAGUGAACAAAUAAAAAAAUUAGAAGAAGAGUUACGAAAAACGGAUGAAAAGUAUAGUAAAAUGUGUCAGGAGCAUGAAGCUGUCAGAGAAGAUCUUAAGACUGCGCUUAAAAAUGUGAGGUUAUACCGCAAGGCUGCGGUAGUGUUCCGGCACCGCGCGCGCUCUGCGGCCGCUCGAGCGACGCGAGCGCGCCGGAGUCAGCGAGCGCACAACGGAGAGCCGCUUCGUAAAGCGCUCGAAGCGCUGGAGAAGAUUAAGGCGGAGAUUAAGAUUGUGAAAUCCCGAGCCCACUCAUCACUGCUGGAGCUCGAACGCCGUAUGGAGGAACAGCAACGCGUUCAGAUGGAGACCAGACGCGAGCUGGAGAGAGCCGAGCUCGCCCUCAGACACAAGGAGGCUGUUAUCAGGAGCCUCAUAGAUAAGGUGGCUGAUGUUGAGGAAGUUCGAUUAAGUCAAACCAACACCAGUCGUCUACAAGGUAUACCUUCUUCAGAUUCCUCCGAUCGCUCUCCAAAGACCCAGGAUAAAAGAGACAGGAGUAAUGUGAAGCUGGUCCCAGGUCCAGGGGGCUAUUACCAGGAGAAAGAUGGAAAGAAGAAAAAAUGAAAAUUAUUUUCGUUGAUAUGAAAUUUUUAUAUCUGAUUAUCUUGUCUCAUAUGUCUUCGUACUCUAAUAAAGUAAUGCGUAAUACUCGUUCUGAAUCUUCGAAAAGACAUACAAAACAAAAUGUGUUUACAAUAUAAACUAACUU